GUUGAGGAGAUUAACGGGAUUUAUGAGCAGCACUAUUUAAGUGACGGGCGAGAGACACGUCCCGGGACGAGCUCCGGUACAGAUGCUUGCAGAGCAACGAGAGGGAACAAGGCUGAGGUUCAAAGCAGCAACAGAGCUCUCAAGGCGUCGUGCGUUUUCUACCCAGCAGAGGAUGCAGCUGGUUGUCAUGGCAGCAGUGCUGGCAAUGGCGGGGACGGGACAGGGCUGCAGCCUCGGCUGCAAACUGGCCAACAUCACUCUCCGCGUGGAGAGCUGCGGCGUCACCGAGGUGAUCGAGACCACCGAGUGCAGCGGACUGUGCCACAACCAGGAUCCCAACUACAUCGGCAAUGGCGACAUGGACGAACAGAAGAUCUGCAACGGGGACUGGUCCUACGAGGCGAAGCACAUUAACGGAUGUCCGGUGGCCGCCAGGUACCCAGUGGCCUCAAACUGCAGGUGUACCACAUGCGAUGAAGACAGCACGUACUGCGGACGCACUCCCAGAUACAUGCCCAGCUGCUUUUCCCGCUAAAGAGCCCCGACAUCCAUUCAUACAGUGCAUUUACCCUUUACCUCUGUUUCACUUGACUCUGGACGGAAAUAAACUGGCAUCACUUAA
Messenger RNA from Scophthalmus maximus (turbot), 622 nucleotides. Its product is annotated as gonadotropin subunit beta-1. Gene Ontology annotation, biological process: G protein-coupled receptor signaling pathway; ovulation. The record is from RefSeq and is a predicted model, not a curated record. Gene Ontology annotation, molecular function: hormone activity. Gene Ontology annotation, cellular component: extracellular region; cytoplasm. Bases 83 to 535 code for a protein of 150 amino acids. Lineage: Eukaryota; Metazoa; Chordata; Actinopteri; Pleuronectiformes; Scophthalmidae. The transcript has 3 exons.